GCGUCGCGACGUCGCUGCUCGGAGGCCUCAGUGUGCCGCGUAUCGUCCGAUGUGCGUCGCGUAGCGUUAGUUCCGUGCGUUCGAAGUUGCUUGCCGCGCGCGAUCAAGACAUGUGACGAGAAGAGAUUAGAAAAUGACGAGCAGAAUCGCCGCGAUCCCUGGCGCACGGAAGUGGUUUGGUCUACAAUGCAGAAUUAUUUUUCACAAAUUACCUGAAUAAAGUAAAAGGACUAGGUUAAAUCUGAGUUGAACGCAAUUAAAGAAUCUUACUUCAGAAGUUUCGUCCCCGAGGCAAAACAAUUUCUCAUAAAUUCCACCAAGUACAACGUGUUCCUAUGUGAAAUUAAUUUCCAACGAACCCGGACAAUCCAAAAUUGUAGCUAAAAAUUUCAUCGAGGUGUUCCAUGCACCACGAGAAUUAUUCAAAACGGUUCGUCGAGCAGCCCCUUUCGUUAUCCCGCGAUUAACACUAGCGACACCACAUGUUGCUUCAGAAUUCACGUAUCGUCGACGCGAGCCUCUCGAGCGCAACGCGAGGGCAAGAGGGUCAAAGGUGUGCUACAGUGAACCUAACCGGCAAGUCAAAACAGUGUCCGAGUUCCACGGAAGUUUGAAUCGAAGACUGAAUCUGUGUCAGACGCGGGACGCUUGCGAAACGUUCCCACGCGUGUGAAUCUGCGUGGGUAUACCCUGCGACGGGGGUUAGACGUUACAAGAAUAAUUAAACGCUUCGGUGACCUCGUGGUUUCUGAGAGGAGGACUCUCGGACGACCUGGUGAAUUCGCCCCAGGCGGUUCUCGAGGUGUGCUCGAGAAUCUCGAUUGCUUCAAAGGGCUGGGAGUAUCUCGCAAAAGUGUGCACGGAAGACUAAAAGGACCAAGCUGGUUUGAAGCGCUGAGAAUCUGUUGAAACAUUGAAAGUUCGGUCGGUGAUACCCUCGAGGUGGCAAUUGAUUCCGAAGCGGAGUGCGGUGAAAGGUUGCGUGGAAGAUAACAAGUAGGACUGUUCUGGAGGCCUGAUCGUUCUUGUGGAAUCGUUUCGUAGACUGUGUCGGGAACUGCGUUGGAGAACUCGAGGUAGACGCCAAGAUGGCUGAGAUCUCGCUUCGCAGGAAGACCAGAUCAGCCUCGAUCUGCGCCCCAGGCUCAUCCAGCAUGGAACAAAUGCUGGAGGGGAUGCCUCCCUCGGGCGCCAGAGACAGAGAUAAGUCGGACAGGGAGAAGGAUAGCGGCAGUGGCACACCUGAUAGCAGCACACCUACCAGAAGGCGCAGGCCCGCCACGAGGUCCCAGAGUGCUCGUGUUUCCGGCGCGAAUAAGAGCAUUCGACGUCGAGCGGCCGCCCAAGCUGCUCAACACCACCAUCACUACCACGAGGGCACGGUUAAAUCUGCUCACUGCAGCAGCGAGCCCAGAUUGACUGACAAUGACAUCAGCCCUGGCCUCAGAAGAAGAGGAAGUCGAAGAGGGCAGAGCAUGCACCAUAGUCAUCAUAGGAAAAGCAAUGCAUUUUUGGACGUUCCUGACACGUCGUCGCAGAUGCCAUCGAGGGAAGAUGGCGAGGACGAGGACAGUUAUAGGCUCAGGAGUUUCAGCCUUACCAGCAAAGGUGUCAUCAACCGAGGCGACUCUUUCAGAAGAAGAAGAUCAAGGUCGAAUUCCCUUGCACCUGCCGAUCCAGAAAACGAAGAGAAGCUUGCUGCACCUGCGAAAGAAGUUGUUUCGUACGCGGUGGCGAUGUUGGGUGCAAGGGGUGUCGGAAAGACCGCCCUGAUCAGCCAGUUCAUGACCAGCGAAUGUAUAAAUGCAUACGACAGACAAAGAGACGUACCCAGUGAACAGUCUGUUUUCGUGAUGCUGAACGGCGAGGAGAGCGAGCUGAGAUUCUUGAACAUUACGAAUCCAAAGACGGAACUGGAGAACAUACACCCCGACGCUUUCAUCGUUAUGUAUUCUGUGAUCGACAAGGCGUCCUUCCAAAGGGCUGAAGAGUACCUCGAGCGCCUUCACGAUCAGGACCUCCUGCGAGGGAAAUCGGCCAUACUGGUUGGUAACAAGGUGGAUCUGGUCAGAUCCAGGGUGGUCUCUUCUCAAGAUGGCAAGUGCAUGGCGUGUACCUAUCGGGUGAAGUUCAUCGAGAUCUCUGUGGGCAUAAACCAUAACGUGGACGAUCUUCUGGUCGGCAUUCUACAUCAGAUACGGCUGAAGAACGUGCAGGGUAGCGCAGAGAAUCGAACCGCGAACGGCGGGACAGAGGGUGGAGGGCACUGGUACAAAUCCAGGGGUAUGGUACGUGCCAGCAUGAAGGCUAGACAAAUGUUGACCUGGCUGUUCGGGGCCAAAUCGAGGGGCUGUCAAAUUAAUGAAACGCUAUGUUGCGAGUUAGGUUAGGUUAACGACGACGUUAAGACCAGGUGAAGACCAAUUCAAAGGCAACACGAUGCAUGAGGUGACGAGGUGAAAGGGGUGAGAAGUUAUAGAGAGUAAUUAAAUAGGAUUCUAAGUGAAAAUGGGGGCAUUAAAUUGAAGGUGAUUUAAUUUGUUGGAUGAGGAAUUGUUGGAGACUAGGAUUUGAAGAAACAGUAAGAGAGAAUUAAAGGGAAUUGUAACGAUAAGUUAAAUCGUGGCAUUAACUUUGGCUUCGAGUAGUAAAAGUUUGGCAAUAUAGGUACCAAGUCGGGAAGACUUUUGGCUCAAUUGGGAUAGAUUAAAGUGUGAUAAUUAGCAGAAAAAAGUUUGACAAUUCCUUCAAACAAAUUUGAAAGUAUGAAAUCGUUGUUCAAGUGAUGCUAAUAAUGUAAUUAUAUUUUGUUUCGGCGAGGAAAACAACACUUUAAGAAAUUUAAGAAGGAGUGAAGGGUUUAAUUAAAAUUUUUACAGUCAAAGAAAUUUGCAAAGAACGAUGAGUAGGCAUUUCUUGUUGAAAUUCUAUUUUGUCACGUUAUAGGACAUAAAAAACCAUAAAACUUUGUAUUGAAAUUUGUUUCCAUGACUUUCAUAGUUUUGAAGAUAUAUACUGUAAUAUGGAAAAUUAAAAUUUCUUUUAGAGAGAUGUUUUUGUACCUAGGAUUGCUUAAUAGCCAAAAAUAAAAAUUUGUUAACAAAGUUAUGCCAAAGGUAUGUGUCUUGUAGAGAUAUUAAAUCAGAGACAAUAUUAAAUUUAAAAUCCUGUUAAACUUGAUUGAAAUAUAUAAUUUUAUCUAAAUACAAUGUUAACGAUAUCUCAAACUGUAUUAAAUACGAAAUAAAUCUUUCAUGGGACACGUGAGAGCUAAAUCAAAUUAUGUGAAAGCAAUCGAAUCAAAAAAGAUAUUACUUCGAAGAUGACAUGAAAAUUGGCAUACAUAAGGUAUCGUGUAAUGAAUGGUACAAUCUAAAUGUAUACGAUUCUGCAAUAAAAAAUAAAUACGAAAUGUGGAAUAAAUUUUUUUUAUAUGGAGUUUUGUUUCUGAGAAGUAAUAUUUAUAGCUAUUUAUAAUUAAUUGCAAAUUUUAUGUACAAAUGUAAUAUAUGUCCACGUCAAUGUUAAACAAAAUUUAAUCGAAUGAGCAUGUCCCAAAUAUGUUUCAAGAUUAAAUUUCAUUAAACAUCGUAUGAAGAAAUUUUAUUGCAGGUUUUGAAUUUGUUCUUAAAUGUAGAAUUCCUGCUUUCUGAUUAUAUCAUUCAUUACAGGUCACUCUGUAUAUAUGUAGAAUGAGGUACUGAAAAUUGAUCAAUUAAAUAACUCAUUCACUUUUAGUUAUAGAAAAAUAGUAUCUCAAACAAAACUUGCUUGGUACGAACAAUUUAUAAUUCAAAUUUUUCUUUUUAAUGAAAAUGAAAGUUUAUUUUGUAAAUAAAUAAUAAUCAGGUAACCAAACAAUCAAUGUUCUCACAUCUACAUAAAAAGAAGAUGACUUAAUGUAAUAUUAUAAUAAUAACGGAUAUUACAAAUUUGUUGUUAUGUUAUACCGUUCUUGAAAUCGAACGAGUUGUUCAAAUGACCAGUCUUGAAUGUCUCAGUCUGUGCGUGAAGGGGUAAAUGAAUUUUUUAAUUUUUGUUAUCACAGUAACGACGCCUUUUUCGACUCAACGUGUACCAUCAGACCAUCUCGUUGCAGUGCUGCCAUUAUGAAUAAAGCCGAAAUAAAAAUAAUAAGAUAUUAAAGCAGCACUCCGUGUGCUUAAUAGGGCAGUUUGGUAUUUUAGACCAAAAAUUGCUACUUAUUUAUAAUUUUCAUAUUAUAGGAAGGUAUGAUUGCUCUUAAAAAUAUGUAAUAUCCAUUCUACAUAUCAACGUAAAUCGAAAAGUCCUCUUUCAUUUUACAAUACGAAACUUCGUCAUCGAGAUGUAAACAAUUGAAGUUUUCCCGCGCGACCAUUACGAAUUCGUGUUCUUAGCGUGUGACUGCGACAAAAAUGGCGCGCACCAAAAACCACAUUAGUAAUCGUUAUUAGAUUAUAUCUUGACAAGGAAGCUUUGCAUUAAAAAGCGGUGAAGGACUUUUCUACUCCUUUCUGCACGAAGAAUUGAUUUUCAAACAAGGUUCCUCAUUUUUAUUAAUACUUUACAGAUAAUUCAAUUCAACGUCGUAUAAUAUUAUGAAUUAUUUGAAUUUCACUACGAUCUUUGCAUGACGUCGAGUCCAGAAUCCAAAUCCUUCAAAGAAUGUUGAAAUAAGAAAAAUCACAAUUUUGUUCUGAAAUGACCAGACUGCCUUCUUAAGUGGGAAUGGUUCCUUCGCCGGCAAUUUGUUCGUCGUGCACCGAACGAGAGCCAAGUAACGAUGUUAUUCGUCGACUAAGUUGCUCUAGUCCGUAUUAGUUGCGAAGACACAACCAACAUCAUCGGUUAUGCGUCUUCGUCGUCGUUUAUUGUUACUUUUUAUAUUGAACGAUCGCGAGGCGUGGGCGCGUACGCGAGUCAGCCUCGCAAGGAUUCUGUUCGGACAGGGCGCGUCACAAUCGACGAGGACCUUAAAGUAAACAAAACAAGAAAUUUUUAUCAAGUGCCUUUGUGUAUUUUUGUAAUUUAAGCUAAACUCGAUGUAAGUCUUACAAAAAUACAACCAGUGUGACCAGCAAGAUACCUAUGUCGAUACGUGCAGCGCAGCGCGCGCUCGCUUUUCUUCAUUUUUCAUACGUUUCGCGCGAAAUUGUUACGCGCAUCGACGACGCGUCUGUCUUCCGUUUCUUCUUUCUGUUCUGUUUUCGUUCCCUGUUGUUUCUCUUCUUUCAUCGCCACUGGUUUCUUCUUCCUCGUUUUUCCCCAGUUACCGUCUAGAGAAGGAUUUUAAGGACAGUGACGACCAGAGAUGGACAAAAUCCUCCUCUAGGUUAACAAUUUUUAGUCGUUAUUUCUAGAAGAAAAAUUAUAGAUUGCAUAGAGAAAAAUGAAUCGUGAAUUUGAAUCGUGAUGCUUCAGGUUGUUUUUGUUAUAUAGUAAAAGAAUGUUUCAGAUAAAGAUUAAUUGGUGCAAUGGGCCUUCAAAAGUAUCCUCUUUUCAUGAAGAAGUUCUCUUGUAUUAUUCUAUGUAGUACUAUCCAUUAUCCUCUUUAUAUUAUUAAAGUAACACACGAUCUUGAAUUGAUUUUCAAAUAAUGCACGAUAUUGAAUUGCUUUUUUGAAUUUAAAAAGCCAAAAUGAUACCAUUGAAAAAAUAUGAAAAUAGGAUUCUUCCAUACCAAUAAAUGUUUCAGUUGAUAACCAACUUGUACUUGGAGCAUCAUUAUCUUAAGCUAUCAGAAUCUGAACUAUUGAUACUAAAAUUACCAAACCAGUCAAUUUACCUUACCUACUUCAAAUUUAUUUCUAAAAUCGUUUUAUUAUUAACCAUGCUUUUACAGCAAUUGUUUAGGACAAUCAUUGCAACAGAGAAUUCGUAAAUUAAUUUGCUCCUUUUGUCUCUAAUUACAUAGAUAUAAGUAUGCGUUGACCUCGGUAGUUUUAGUGAUAAAAGCUCACUUCUAAAAUUGUUCAAUGAAAUAGAAGUCACGAAUAAAAAUCAUGCAGAACUUUCAUUCGUCAUUCGUUGUUCAAAUAAAAUUGCGCCUAUCUCUGGCUGACAACGCGUCGUGUGAGAUCUCUUAAGGACAACGUUGCGUCAACCGAUCGACUUCCUUUUUCCUGCCACCACGUUCAUUCGAUGUUCCCGUUACGGUUAGCUUUUGUCUGGAUAAUUAUCAAUGUAUGUAACGCUAUAAUGUUAGAUCGUGUCUGUUCGUUGAAACGUGUGACGUGACAAUACUGCCAUCUCUUCGGUUGACAGAGAUACGAGGGGAUACGAUUAGGUGCCGAUCGCGCGCGUAAGCGAACGAAGAAUUGGUGGAUCCGAUGAAUCGAGGGUGCGUCCUUUUAGCCGAAUAUUUUAAUGUAAGAUAACCUGUCAUCCAAGGAAGUCUGACGAAUGGUUCUAAUCCCCGAGGGAUUAUUGUACAUCAGUAAUAAUAAAGA
This is a messenger RNA of Hylaeus volcanicus, 6431 nucleotides long. It is a transcript of the gene Rgk3, whose product is annotated as GTP-binding protein RAD. Lineage: Eukaryota; Metazoa; Arthropoda; Insecta; Hymenoptera; Colletidae. The coding region runs from base 1089 to 2390 and encodes 433 amino acids. Gene Ontology annotation, molecular function: calcium channel regulator activity; GTPase activity; GTP binding. Gene Ontology annotation, cellular component: plasma membrane. The record is from RefSeq and is a predicted model, not a curated record. The transcript has 9 exons.